GGUGCUUCUCAGAAUACUGUAGAAGAAAAACUACUGGCGUUUUUGUCUAGCACUCCAGUGACAGUCUUUCAAGCUUCAGUUGGAUAUAUAAUAUCUGCUCUUGUGAAUAGAUGUAAAGCAGAAUCUUCAUUCUUUCCUCGCAGUUGCUUGGUACAACUAAUUCAAACACAAGGCCUCUCUUAUAGCAUGUGUCCAGAACUGAUGGCAAUUGCAGUGGAGAAAACAGAUAUACAUCUCUUGCAACUCUGUCUGCAGCAAUUUCCUGAUAUCCCUGAAGCAGUUAUUUGUACUUGCCUGAAGAUUUUUCUGAGAAAUACAAUUAUUUGUUCAGCUUACAGUGAAACAUUUAUUUUACCUCAUUUGAAAGACCUCUCGGCAAAGGAAGUCAUAUUAUUCCUCCAGUAUCUUCAGUACGUAUAUGUGCAAUGUAGUAAAGAGUCUUCCACACACUUCCCUGGAAUACUUCAUCUGACUAUACAACAGAUUAUGGACUGGUUGUGCCUCCUACUAGAUGCUCACUUCACCGUUGUUGUUAUGCUGCCAGAAGCAAGAGGGUUGCUUUCAAAGCUACACAAGUUUGUUAGAGCCCAAGUACAUUUUUACUCAGAACUGAACAAGAUUGAAGGAAGUCUGAAACAUUUACAGAGAAUAAACCACCCAGAAGACAAGGGUUUAUAUUCCAUAGAAGUUAUAAAGCUUACUUGAAAUUCGCACAACUUCAUUAAAUUAUUAUUAUGAA
Thamnophis sirtalis is the source of this 739-nucleotide messenger RNA. NCBI's taxonomy places the organism in Eukaryota, Metazoa, Chordata, Lepidosauria, Squamata, Natricidae. The record is from RefSeq and is a predicted model, not a curated record.